Messenger RNA from Kwoniella botswanensis, 564 nucleotides. RefSeq lists its product as uncharacterized. The record is from RefSeq and is a predicted model, not a curated record. Bases 1 to 564 code for a protein of 187 amino acids. Lineage: Eukaryota; Fungi; Basidiomycota; Tremellomycetes; Tremellales; Cryptococcaceae. The transcript has 2 exons.
AUGUCAACCAGCACUACGAAUAUCAAAACCGAAUGGAGCAAAGGGCUUGGCGGUCUGGGAGCAGUCUACAGUACAUGUAUACCCACUAUGAAAAAUUACCUGGAAGAUACCAAACACUGGACUAGGGAAGAGUACGAUAAACGAGCGUAUGAUCAUUGGAUUUCCAAAAAUCCGGGAAGUACGAGGGAACCAAGUGAGAGUGAAUGGAAAGCUUAUACUGACAAGUAUUACGAGGAUAUGGUGAAAAGGGCCAAUGAAGGACCGACCGUCAAUGCCAUCUACCAUUUCUGCCGGGAAGCUUUUGAUCAAUGUGAGAUUGACACUAACGAUGUUCUUGCGACCUGUCCCACCUCCUAUUCCGAUUCUACUAAGGUCUUCACAACUAAAAAUGACAAAGAGGCUUAUGACAUUUAUCUAAUCAGUCAAGACCACAAGGAGAAAGAAAGGUUGGAUCAUCGAAUCUCAAGUGAUUAUCUCAUCAAGAAGUAUGCUCUACAUGCGGAUUUCACUCAACCCAUCGAUGAAGAUCUCGCAGAAGCAAUCACAUUCCUGAAAUCUUCGUGA